Coccomyxa subellipsoidea C-169 is the source of this 1627-nucleotide messenger RNA. RefSeq lists its product as hypothetical. The transcript has 9 exons. The record is from RefSeq and is a predicted model, not a curated record. Bases 236 to 1627 code for a protein of 463 amino acids. NCBI's taxonomy places the organism in Eukaryota, Viridiplantae, Chlorophyta, Trebouxiophyceae, Coccomyxaceae.
GUCACUUGCGUCUUUCGGAUUGUGAUUGCUUUGCAGACUAAUUUAAGACGUACAUCUUCAUUUGGGAAGACUUCUAUCCAAGGCUGCGUACCAAUGUAGAAUAUUUACUGAAUAUGUAGAGAUGCUUGUGUCGGUUAAGCGCCACCCCUCGUGGGAGAAUACCUCGUUCUGAUCUGGUGUAUUGAUCAACCGAUAUCGUGCAGAUAUUUACGUCAGACUCCAAGAGUCAUCAUCGAUGAGACCAUCCCUAAAGCCAGCGCUUCUAGAUCACCAUGUCCCUGGAUUUCUCCAUGCAUGUCCAAUACUCCCACACAUGCGCUUCAAGAGCCACCGACAGAGCCGACUGAUAACGCGAUCACAAGUGAACAAAUCUCCGUCUCAGCUGGAGCAAGCAGCUAAGUCAUUGACAGGCCAAAAGCCAGACAGCGAUGGGAGGGUUGAGCAAGGGGACACAGGAAACGGCCCAGGACCCAACAAUGGGAGGUUUUUCUCCCUUGUGACAGGCUUCCCAUUUCCUCUGGGCCCUUUACUGUCCCGACAGACAAUCCGGAACGAGGUAGAGCCAGGUGUUAUCUGGACAUUUGAGCAAGAGCAGACGUUCGCAUUAACAAAUGUUGCAACAGUUGUGAGAAUGACAGUGAUCAAAUUGAGUUCUGGAGGGCUCUGGGUAUAUGCACCUAUUGCGCCAACCAGUGAGUGUUUGGGCUUGUUGCGUGAGCUGGAGGCCCCUGUUGAGUACAUUGUGCUGCCGUCGCAUGCAUACGAGCACAAAGUUUUUGUGCCAGCGUUUCAACGGAAGUUCCCCAGGGCACAAGUCUAUGUCUCUCCCGAGCAAUGGUCAUGGCCAAUCAAUUUUCCGCUGCCGCUUCUGGGCAUCUUUGGUGCAAAGACGCUGCAUAACGAUGCAACAGAUCUGCCAUGGGCUGAUGAGCUCGAGCAUGUCUCCCUUUCUGAGAGCAUCGGCAUCGCACCAUACAGCGAGACAGCUUUCUUCCACAAGGCAUCCCGGACGCUCUUGGUCACCGAUGCAGUGGUGUAUGUGUCUGAGGAUCCUCCGGAGGUGAUCAACAGAGCCAAAUUGCAGCGCGCGGGGAAGGACAACCUUUUUGUGCGUUUGUUGUACGGGAAGGAUGCACCAAGGAACCUGCAAAGCAUGGAGGAGCAAGAAAGACUGGGGUGGUGGCGAAUGUCUCUGCUGGUUCUGUACUUCUCGCCGGACCACCUGCGAGACCCCCAGAACUUUGCAGCGGUGGCCAACAAAGUCAUCUGCUCGCCGGUCACCCAAGUGCUGGUCUUCACCAAGAUCCCCAGGGCGACCAGGGAGUGGGUGGAACAAAUGGCUCAGUGGGACUUCAGGAGGAUAAUCUCUGCCCACUUCAAUUCACCCGUGGAGGCCACUCCUGCAGAUCUCAGGAAAGCUUUUCAGUUUGUGUAUCAAAUGGAGCCGGCGGACGAUGAGGACAGCAGGAGACCGCUGUUCAGCUCUUGGGUGGGAAAGCUCAGAGAAUUGCCAGAGAGCGCAAAGAUCAGCAGCGUGCGAUUCCCAGAGGCAGACCUGCGCGCCCUGCAGACCUUGGAUGCCCUUAUCAGGGCCACUGGUGCAGUUCUGAAGACACCCAAGUACUGA